AUGUUGUUGUAUGCGGACCAGCCAACGCCUCCUUUCAACUCACCCUACCAACAACACGCAACGAGAACAUCAUCGCUGCUCGAGUCACCUUACCCUUCGCCAGUUCGACACGAAUCUCGACCCAAAUAUCCACACGGUCUUGGGCUUUACGAAUACCAGCAACCUUUGCCUACUGGUCUACCUCCGUCUCCCCAGCCAUCCGAAGCCUGGGGUGGUCAAUUCUCUGCUGGCGCCUCUCCUCUUAUGCCCGAAGCCAUUGCAGACCCCUGGACUUCAGGAGCAUUCGAUCAUCCGGUGUCGCGGUCGCCGCUGCCCUGGAAUUCUGCUCAGACAUCUCCGCGCUCUUCGCUAUCAUCCUACACCCGCGAAAUGUCCGUCUUUUCGCACGAAGACUCAGAGCAGGCGUUCCCUGGAGUAAAGCUUGAAGGCUCAGCAUGGGGCUCAGAAGUACAGUUUAGUGCAGACGCAUCAACAGCAGAGAUGAACGGCAUCUCAAACUCAAGAGCGACUCCGCUCACUGUCGCUCCUGAGCGGCUCAAAGCUGGUCUCUACCCCUAUGAGACUGCCUAUCCUCCUUCACCAAUGCCCAGAUACGUAUCCACGGCCCUAUAUGACUAUGGAGGCCCGAAAUUCGAACGGGCACCGUCAGAAGAGAGUCUCGGCAGCAUCCGCUCUAGGGACAAUUCCAGCUAUACCGCUGGAGGCGUAGCCCGAGAGCGAACGCGGAAUCGACGACACACGAAUCCUGCCCAUGCCGCAUAUCGCUGCCAACUUUGCCCUGAUAAAGGUUUUGCGCGGAGAUACAACUACAAUCAACACAUGUUGACACACGAUACCUAUCGCAAGAAGGAUAACAUAUGCAAUUAUCCCGGCUGCGGCAAGGAAUUCGUCCGCAAAACCGAUUUGGCGCGUCACGAUCAGAGCGUACACCAAAGGGCGAAACCCUUCAAGUGCGCAAAGUGUCCUUCUGCGUUUUCACGCAAAGAUACGCUGCGCCGACAUGAGGAAGAUGGCUGUCCUCGUCGUAAUCAAGUACCGGUCACUGGCCCUCACAUGCUUCAACAGUUGCGAAACGACGGAUAUUAA
Cucurbitaria berberidis CBS 394.84 is the source of this 1086-nucleotide messenger RNA. RefSeq lists its product as uncharacterized. The record is from RefSeq and is a predicted model, not a curated record. The transcript is spliced from 2 exons. The coding region runs from base 1 to 1086 and encodes 361 amino acids. Gene Ontology annotation, molecular function: RNA polymerase II cis-regulatory region sequence-specific DNA binding; DNA-binding transcription factor activity, RNA polymerase II-specific. Gene Ontology annotation, cellular component: nucleus. NCBI's taxonomy places the organism in Eukaryota, Fungi, Ascomycota, Dothideomycetes, Pleosporales, Cucurbitariaceae. Gene Ontology annotation, biological process: regulation of transcription by RNA polymerase II.